Molecule: messenger RNA, 1566 nt
Organism: Macadamia integrifolia
Lineage: Eukaryota; Viridiplantae; Streptophyta; Magnoliopsida; Proteales; Proteaceae
Product: (-)-kolavenyl diphosphate synthase TPS28, chloroplastic-like
Exons: 8
Coding region: 57-1436 (459 amino acids)
Biological process (GO): gibberellin biosynthetic process
Cellular component (GO): chloroplast
Molecular function (GO): terpene synthase activity; magnesium ion binding
Source: RefSeq, a predicted model, not a curated record
AGGAUGGGAUCUGUUGGGCUAGAAAUUCAAGAGUCCAUGACAUUGACGAUACGGCCAUGGGAUUCAGACUUUUGAGGUUACAUGGACAUGAGGUUUCACCAGAUGCAUUUCGGCAUUUUGAGAAGGGGGGAGAGUUCUUCUGCUUUGCAGGGCAAUCGAACCAGGCCAUUACUGGAAUAUUUAACCUCUAUAGAGCCUCUCAAGUGUUGUUCCCAGGGGAGAGCAUCCUAGAAGAAGCCAAGGCGUUUGCUUCCAAAUUCUUGAGAGAGAAACAAGCAACCAAUCAGCUUCUAGAUAAAUGGAUAAUCACUAAAGAUUUGCCUGGCGAGGUGGAUUACGCCCUUGACUUUCCAUGGUACGCAAGCCUACCCCGGAUAGAGGCCAGAUUCUACAUCGAACAAUAUGGUGGAGACGACGAUGUAUGGAUCGGGAAGACACUGUACAGGAUGCCUUACGUUAACAACAACGAGUAUCUGGAGCUAGCCGAGGCGGACUUCAACAACUGCCAAGCAUUACAUCAGCUGGAGUGGACUGCUAUUCAGAAGUGGUAUAGUGAAUACAAUCUCGGUGAGUUCGGAGUGGGGAGAAGGGGGCUUCUACAAGCUUAUUUUGUGGCAAUGGCCAGCAUGUUUGAACCUGAGAGGGCGAGCGAGCGGUUGACAUGGGCGAGGGCUGCUGUGCUUCUGGAAGCAGUCAAGUCUUUCAUGGAGAUGGACACCACUACUGUGGAUCAGAGGAGAGAAUUUGUCAAUGAUUUCAACAACACCAUCCACAGUUGCAGCAGCACUUUCGAUAUCCAUCACAACAGUGGUAUUGGGUUGUGGGUGACCAGGAAGCCCUCCGAAUGGAAGACGACAGGAAAAAAACUUCUAGAAGCACUUGUCACAACCCUAAACAGUAUUGCCAUGGAGUCCCUAGUGAUACACCGCCUAGACGUACGACACCACUUGCUUUGCACGUGGAACACAUGGUUACUGUUGUGGUGCCCAGAUGGAGCAGUAGAAAAGGAGCAACAAAGAGUUGAGUCAACUAAUGGAAGAGGAGUUCAAGUACCAGGAAAAAGAAGAGGAGAAGAAGGUGAAGGGGAGCUGCUAGUGCGCACUAUAAACCUUUGUGCCGGACGUCCCAUCUCAGAAGAACACUCUUCUCACCCCCACUACCAGCGUCUCCUUCACCUCACCAACUCAAUCUGUCACCACCUUCGUCUGCUUCUUAAUUCCAAGGGCCAUAAAAAGAAGAAUAGCUUGGGUACUGGCCAAAUAGAUCCCCUAAUGCAAGAGCUGGUUCAACUUGUUCUCCGAAAGUCCGACGGAAUCGAUCCCGAUGUCAAGAAAACUUUCCUCACUGUUGCUAAGAGCUUCUAUUAUGCUGCCCAUUGUAACCCUUCCACCAUCAACCACCAUAUUGCCAAAGUUCUCUUCCAGAGUGUGGCUUGAUUCUGUUUUCUUUGUAUUUUGUUUUAUUUUACAUAUUUGUGAAUAAUUUGUUUUGCAAAUCGUAGCACUUAUAUGUAUGUUUAUAUAUAAAUAAAUGUGAAUAUAAAAGGAAUUUGAGAGUUUCAACAAA